CCUCCCGAAAGGCGACGAGUCCCUAGUCCGUCCACCAAACUGCUCGCUUCUCCUAAUUUCUUGCCAAAACACAUCUCCAUCCUAACGCCUCAUUCAUUCGAAUUUCAUCUCUCUCUCUUCAUAUCAUCCAGGUCGUCUCUGUUGCAUGCCUCGUUCGCUUGCAAUCAUCGCCGUCCUUCCAUCCUUACACGUCGUCCUAUCGACCUGUCUAUCCUUGAUCAUGUUUCCCUGAACGACCUCAAACGCAGCUGUCCAAAAUUUCCCACGUCUGUCCCUGCCUAUUCCAAGUCCACUCGACUCAUUGAUCUUUUCACGUCGGCCUCAUCUCGGCGCACCUCUGUUCACCACGCUUGAAUGACACCAUUAGACCCUCGAAUCAACAUUCAGAACCAGCUUUUAUGAUCGUAUUUGACUGCUGAGUCCUUUGCGACAAUCUAGCUCAUAAUUGAUCCGCAUCUCUCGCAACUCCCUUUCUAUCCUCACGGCCUCACACCAAGUGCCUAAUAACAAAACCAAAAUACGACACAACACCAUCUUCUGAAGGAGGAGAAAAAUUCCAUCUUCAGAGCCCCUGCGAUAUCACGAUAAGAACGAUCACCGUUCGUUGCAACACCGAGAAGUAGAAUUAAGAAAAAAAUUGCACGGAUACCAUGGCAACGUUUUCGAAUGCUUCCGAGCCAUUUUACGAUGGGCUGACAGACUCUUCUCCGCGAGCGUUUCGCAAUCCUCCCUUGAACCGACAGAUGGGAAGAAAUGAAGGAUAUGGAGGUGCCAAUCAGCCAAUGUUCGGCAAUGAGGGUCCUCUCCCAUCCAUGCGCUUUGAUAACAUGAGAGACAAUUUUGGCGCGCCGAUGCCAAACCCAGGCGCAGGAAACGUACACUUCCCCUAUGAUGCAGGCGCGGCCCAGACUUGGAAUUCCACUGCCCCUUCGAACAUGCAAUCUUUCGGCAACGGCAUGGGGACUAUGCCUCAAAACCCGACCUACGGGCCAUCUCGAGGCGUAAAGCCCAGUCGAGGCCGUGCCGCCAUCUCCAAUUUAUGGUUCCAAGAACAACCUGGUCCAAUGCAACAGUCCCAACAACAUCCUUCUCUUGUUGGCCCUCGAGCUGGGCCUCAAGGGCGUAACGAUCCCAACGAAGACGACGAUGAAUUGAUCCCGACAGCCAUAGUAAUCAAAAACAUUCCAUUUGCUGUCAAGAAAGAGCAACUCGUUCAGCUUAUGGUCGACAUGAACCUGCCUUUGCCGUACGCGUUCAACUACCAUUUCGAUAAUGGCGUGUUCCGAGGAUUGGCCUUUGCGAAUUUUACUUCGCCCCAGGAGACCGAACAGGUUAUACAAGCGCUGAACCAUAUGGACCUGAGUGGACGCAAGCUACGAGUCGAGUAUAAAAAGAUGCUUCCAUUGGCCGAGCGAGAACGCAUCGAAAGAGAGAAGCGUGAGCGCCGCGGCCAACUGGAAGAACAACAUCGGCCGGUGCCUCAGUCACAGCUUCACAAUCAACUCUCGUUAUCGUCGAUCCCGAGGAACACUCCAUCACCCCUAUCUCAUCGCGGCGGCAACAAGCCUGGUACGUCUGCCAUACCUGGAUCGCCCGGGAAUGGCCUAACCUAUACAACAGAUAUCGACAUGAAUGAUCCCAAAACCUUGGAAUUCUACACGGAAAUGACCCUUUUCAAGAGAGAUGUUAGCCGCGAAGUGCUCAUAUUUCCUCCCACCCUGGACCCUGCCUCCCGUCGAAUUGUUCAUACGCUUGCACACCACAUGGGUCUGAUGCAUACCUCUCGUGGAAGUGGCGAUCAACGCCAAGUGCACAUUCAUAGAGCCGCCCCGGGGACCAACGUUAGCCCACCACUUCCCGGACCUUUCGGCGGUAAUGAUGGCCUGAGGCAAACUCUCGGUCGCUCCUCCACCGCCGACUUCGCCGAGAGCAGACAGUAUGAAGGCCCCGUCUUCAAUACUCUACGCGGUCAGUCGUCCGUCGGACUUUUGGAUGUCGACUCAAACGCCUUCAACAGAGUUGCUGAUAACAAUCUUCGCAAUGCAAAGUCGUUCGCAGACCUGCGCUCCUGGAGUCCAUCACCAGUUCCUUCCUCUGCCAGCUUCCCAGCUGCUCUGCAGACCAAUGGGGCACGUCUUCAAGGCUUGAACGACACCGCCGGCUCUAAUACACCCACGUUGCCUGUGAACGCUACUGCCUCUAACCCAGGCCCCAACAGAGACGAACCUUUCUUGAUAUCCGCGUUCAACAACAUGUCAGUUAGUAGUGGAGGAAACCAGACCAGUCCUAGACGUCAACGAAGCUUCUUCGGCAAUGGACCCGAAUGGAGCGACAACCAGAAUUAUCAAGGCGCAGGCCCUAUUGGCAGUAAACGAACCGUCAGUAUCGGACCAGAGCCAACUCCGCAAACCUCCAACCCAAUGCGCCAGUCACGAGGACCCAGUGCCAACAACACCAUCGGAUUUCGCCGCCAAAAUGGACGUGGCAGUGACGAAAUGAGAGCGGCCGCUUCAGCGAUCGCCGAAUGAACAAGACAUAUCCCCAAUAUACCCCCUAUGAUGAUGCUCGUAACUGAGCGAAUGACGAGUCAAUGAUCCACGAAUGACACGACCAUCCUCCAACCUAAAACACAAAAGUUAGACGCAUAGGGCAGCCUUGCACGACUGCAUGAUUGGACUACAGAAAAAGAUUGUUGUAACGACUUGACAGGCUUCAUGGUGCGGCAAUACAGCAUUAUAUUUCAUGAGAACGCCGAGAAGACUGAUUGAUUGACUUGUAUACUUUUUCCAUUUGUGGGAUCUUGAGGUGGUCAGGUGAUGCAUGUCUAGGCGUUGAUUAUCGAGGAUCACUUGGAGCAAGAGACGGCAUGGCUUGCCUGUUGUAUGCCGGGUUAGAUACGAUGGAGCUAGCCUCCCUUAUCUUGCUCGAUUGGUGUGUGGUUACUGAGAUUGAUGUAUAAGUUACACUCGUUUUAAUUAGCUUAGCAGAAACCCGAGGGCUUCUGCACGUAAUACCGAAUGCUGCGUUAUUUAAAAA
Exophiala oligosperma is the source of this 3036-nucleotide messenger RNA. RefSeq lists its product as uncharacterized. Bases 651 to 2528 code for a protein of 625 amino acids. The record is from RefSeq and is a predicted model, not a curated record. Gene Ontology annotation, cellular component: nucleus; cytoplasm. Gene Ontology annotation, molecular function: mRNA binding. The transcript is spliced from 2 exons. Lineage: Eukaryota; Fungi; Ascomycota; Eurotiomycetes; Chaetothyriales; Herpotrichiellaceae.